Molecule: messenger RNA, 2938 nt
Organism: Ostrea edulis (European flat oyster)
Lineage: Eukaryota; Metazoa; Mollusca; Bivalvia; Ostreida; Ostreidae
Product: complement C1q-like protein 4
Exons: 3
Coding region: 2105-2893 (262 amino acids)
Molecular function (GO): protein binding
Source: RefSeq, a predicted model, not a curated record
UAUCAUUAUCUUGAUGAAUAUUUGUUACCAAGUAACGUAAAAUAUUUGAAUUUACCAAAAGAUAAGAACACAAUGUUAUAUUUGUUUGAAAUUACCAAAUAUAAUAAGCACACUUUGUAACUUUGGAGAUAAUAAUGCUAGUUUAACAGAAAAUACUAGUCUCUCAGAUUUAUCAACAACAAAAAAACAAAAACAAAAAAACCCACUUGUUUUAAACAAAAUAAAUAAAAUAAAAAUCCAAAUACCGGAAUAUGCAUAAUUUUAAUACUCUUUAUCACGCGACAAGCACGUCGGAUAUUUAAAGCUUCGUUUUUUAGAUGACAAAAGAAUACAAAUAUGAUGCUGAUUUUUUUCUUCUUCAUUUUUUGUUAAAUUUGUAACAAACAGCAUAUCCAGUAUCAAUCAUGCUUGGAAUGUAUACCUGGGAAAUUUUAAUGAAUAUCAUGCAUUUCAAUCAUCUUGUUAAUGUCAACGCACUGAGCUAAAAAUCAAAUUUAUACGCCUAUCACUGUGAAAAAAAAUAAACAGUUAUAAAUGUGUGCAUUUUUGGUGACAAUUAAUUAAACUCUGAAAAUACUUUACCCACCUGUGUGUCGGUGUUUCUGGGCUUUGUAUUCCGUAUCCCCCGUCAUGCAAUUGUUACUAAAAAUCAGAACACCCAAGUCAAAACACCUUUCACAGAAUUCAAAGGCUUCAUCACAUUUUAAUUGUAAAAAAGUGUCAUGAAAAUAUGUCUUUUUUGUUGGCACGGGAGAUCAGUUCCACAGAAGAGCCAAACUGCAGAGCGAAUUUGCGCCCGAUUUUUAUGCUGUGAAACAUGAUACAACCGUGACGUGAAGUUGAGACUCAAUGCAUUCGAUUUCAAUUGGAAGUACAAGGCGUUGCGAAAUCUUUGUAAAUUCAAGAGCCAAUUAAUGCAUAAAUUAGCACUAAACUUUUGUGGCAUUUUGACCCGGAACAUUUGUUUACUGUCAGAGAUGCAAACUUUUUGCCCUUCACUUCCCCAAAUGAAAAAUCAGGCAUGAAAUGAAAUUUGAGAAGGGAAAAAAAAUUAAAGAAAUUAAAUACGCAGAGUGGUUUAUUGAAAACGUUAGCUUUGACAAAACGCUGGGUGGAAAAGAAGAAGAAAAAAUACGACAAAUUAUGAGGAAGCAUUGCUACUGAGCCGUCGCUGAGUAGGGGUUUUCUCCAACGUGGAUCUAUGAACAUGCUCAAUUUGAUGCAUAUAUGCAAUAUCGACCUGCUUAUCUAAAUGCGUAGCUUUCUUUUUAAAAUUCGUCCUUUCUGUUCGAAAAUCUUGCAAAUAUCGCGCGACAUUCAAAAGAAAUAUCACACAUGCAAAUAUAAUGCAAAUUUAUUCAUAUCAUAUUCAAGCGAAAAUCAUGCAAUUUUUAUGCAAUACUUUUUUCGUAUAAUAUUAGAUUAUAUAUUGUAAUAUUCAGUGAUUUUAAUUUCACGUGAUCAUCGUGCAGUGCUUUUGUAUGUUUAUAUAGAAAUGACGCAGCUUUCUGUUAGUUUCUGGGAGAAUGACAGACUAUCUUUUCAUCUAUUGAUACAUGUAAUUAUUUGUAUUGUUCAGCUUUUGAAAACACAACUAAUUUGAUGUACAUGUACGCUAGUGCAGCCCACCCACAGCUGAGUAUGUUUGAUUCGUUUAUAGAUAUAAUUAUAAUGGGAUGAAUAAUUGUAAAACAUAUUUGCUAAUCUAUGACACUUACUCCUCCUAUCUAGGCACCUGAUCCCACCUCUGGUAUGUUUCCCUUAAUAUGUAUUCUUGAUAGGAUUAAUGAGAUUAAUUACUGUACUCGUUCGUUAUCUUCACUUGUUCACCAACAGAUACACAUAUAUAAAACAUGUAACCUUCAAACAUUUCAAUUUCAAAUAUCAUUGCACCCCUCCCCCACACGGUUUAGUCGCGAAGCACGAUUUCGAUAUGUAUGGUCGCAUGCACAGCUUAGAUUUAUAUUUUCCUUUCAUAAAAAUGUCCUUUCUAAUUUCUGAGUCUUUCCAAUCCCACAAAAUAAGGAAAGCUGACUUUCAACAAAUUACCACUGAACCAUAAUCAGCGAGCGAUAAGUGCUCUCCGUUCUUGACACCGUGUUUUAUGAAUGAGACCCAGUCUGUGUUAUCUGUCGCUCUGUCAUGUCAGAGUCUGUAUAUACAACAUAAAUACGUGAAUAGUGUUGGCAACAUGGUAUUCUGGACUUGGAUUUUACUUCUUCGUUACAUAUCGGACACAGCGUGUCUUCUGAACCCUGAAAUCCCGCCACCCACUACUCCGACCCCGAUAAACAGCCCCGAUUCCCAGUUCAUGCGACAACUUCUUCUCCAAGAGCAGCAACUCAGAAUAGAACUGCAGAAACAGAUUACAAGCAUUCAGUCACAAGUUCAGGAUCUGAGGAAUAAUGUAGAUACUUGUGAGAACAACUACAGAAAUCUGCAGUCAACAUUUGCCGAGUUUAAUAAAAACAUUUCGGCCAGUACAAAUAACCUUUCACAAGUUGCUUUCUUCGUGAGACUACGCAAUAAAAUAACCAACCAUCACCAAUCUACCAUAAUAGUCUUCGAUGACGUGCAGCUAAACACGGGCAAUGCUUACGACCCCCACAUAGGAACUUUCACUGCUCCUGUCGACGGCAUCUAUAAAUUUGACCUGGUCCUCUCAAGUGACGUCGAAAACGGUCAUGGAGAAAUAAUGCACAAUGGCGUAAGAGUUCUUGAUGUAUACGCAGAUAAACUGAAUUCGAUGUGGUAUGGUCGGGGGAGCGGGAGCAUUAUCGUCCGCAUGACACAGGGGGAUAAAGUGUGGAUUCAGAAUACCGACACCGGAAACACAGUCAUCAAUGCUGGCGUGGAAACAGCCUUCUCAGGACAUCUACUGUACCCAGCUUAGGUUUUAUUAAAACACACUGAUUCUCAUGGCUCUUGCCAAGAAAAA